Mucor mucedo is the source of this 1330-nucleotide messenger RNA. RefSeq names its product cyclin-domain-containing protein. The record is from RefSeq and is a predicted model, not a curated record. Gene Ontology annotation, cellular component: nucleus; cyclin-dependent protein kinase holoenzyme complex. Lineage: Eukaryota; Fungi; Mucoromycota; Mucoromycetes; Mucorales; Mucoraceae. Gene Ontology annotation, biological process: regulation of cyclin-dependent protein serine/threonine kinase activity. Gene Ontology annotation, molecular function: cyclin-dependent protein serine/threonine kinase regulator activity; protein kinase binding. The transcript is spliced from 2 exons. The coding region runs from base 101 to 1237 and encodes 378 amino acids.
AAAAAAACUUCCUUCUUUUCUUUUAUUAAACUUGCGGUCUUUUUCACAACAACACAAAAAUCAAAAUUAGUGCUGCUUGAUUCAAAUUUAAAGAAAUACAAUGUUACCCAUUACGUUUGAUUUAGCCAAAUAUCCAACAGUGGAUACUAUUCGGCUAUUAGCAUCUCUACUUGAAAGAAUGACCAUUGCAAACGACUUAUUGAAUAAAUCACAACAACCCUCUGCACAACGUCGUGGUUCUUUACAACAAGCACCACCAUUAGCACCACCACCACCACCGGCCUAUACCCGGUUUCAUGCCCGACUUGUACCCUCUAUUGAUAUUUAUUCUUACCUGACCAGAAUACUUAAAUACUGUCCUUGUGCUAAUGAAUGCUUUCUAAGCUUAUUAGUCUAUUUCGACCGCAUGUCCAAAAAUUCUUUGGCUUUAACAGGAAAACCUUUUACCAUUGAUUCUUUCAAUAUACAUCGUUUAAUUAUUGCAGGUGUGAUGGUAGCCUCCAAGUUUUUCAGUGACGUGUUUUAUACAAACACACGAUACGCAAAGGUUGGUGGAUUACCAGUUUCUGAGUUAAACAGCCUUGAACUCGAGUUUCUGAAGUUGAAUAGCUUUAAUCUUACAGUAUCUAUUAGUGAACUACAAAAAUAUGGAGAUCAAUUAUUAAAAGUGGGAUAUAUGACCCAAGAAAUGAGGAAACCACCCUUGUUUCGCCAUUCUCGUUCAAGCUCUGUGGAUCAAGUGGAUAGAAUGUGUGAUUUAACCCAACGUUUAUCUAUUGAUGAACAUUACCAACCUCAGCAGCAGCAGCAACAGACAAAAUAUUAUUACAAUCAGAAGAAACACAAUAACCAAGCAGUACGUAAAAUGACUAGUACCAAUAGUUUGAAGGAGAAUGGUAGAUAUACUACUUACGAACAACCAAGACAUUCUCGUUCAAGCGUAAACCUCAAUCAAGGCUUCUGGAAACCAAGUAGUCCACUUCAGCAACAAGGGGAAGAAAGCACAUCUCGAAGAUUAUCAUUGACCUCUAUUCAUGCAGCUCCUUUUAUUCCUAGUAGUGAAUUACAGCAACAGGUACAAGCACAGCAACAGCAGCAGCAUCAACAGCAGCAGCAUCAUCAUCAACAGCAGAUACAACAGGGCGUCUACUAUUAUCCACCUGUUGGUAUACCAACCCCUCCACCAUCUGCUUCGCCAAUUCAUCACCACCAAUCUUAUUCUGCCAUGUAUUUAUAAGAUUUAUAUAUACAUACAAUUACAACAACCCACUAUUAUUAUUAUUACUACUAUUAUUACUACGUUUUUUCUUAUUAUUAUUAUCGACUAUAU